Molecule: messenger RNA, 543 nt
Organism: Cucurbita maxima (winter squash)
Lineage: Eukaryota; Viridiplantae; Streptophyta; Magnoliopsida; Cucurbitales; Cucurbitaceae
Product: STS14 protein-like
Exons: 1
Coding region: 17-517 (166 amino acids)
Source: RefSeq, a predicted model, not a curated record
ACAAAAAAAAUAAGCAAUGGGCAUCAAUCCAACUUGGGUACUGCCAGUUCUAGCCUUGGGACUAUUCCAAAUAGUCGCCGGGCAGAGUUCAGCGGCAGCCAGAGAUUUUUUACAUUUUCACAACAAGGCAAGGGCGGAGGUGGGGGUGGAGCCACUGCAGUGGAGCCAAAAUCUAGCCAAUCUCACAGCCCGCCUCGUCCGAUUCCAACGCAACCAAAAGAUCUGCGACACCGCUGACGUGACCCGUUUCCGGUACGGCAAGAAUCAGGAUUGGUCGAAUCGACCGGCACAGUCGCCGGGCCUGGCAGUGGAGCGGUGGGUUGAAAAGAAGGCGUUUUACAAUCACACGAGCAACACGUGCACGAAGGAUCGCCUAUGUGGGGCUUAUACUCAGGUGGUCUGGCGGAAGACGAAGGAAGUGGGGUGUGCUCAGGCGACGUGUCGGCAGGAACAGAUUACUUUGACCAUUUGUUUCUAUAAUCCUCCAGGAAACGGAAUCGGUGAGAGACCGUAUUAGAGAUAAGGCUGUGUGGUAAAGCCCAU